This is a messenger RNA of Triticum urartu, 1097 nucleotides long. Lineage: Eukaryota; Viridiplantae; Streptophyta; Magnoliopsida; Poales; Poaceae. The record is from RefSeq and is a predicted model, not a curated record.
GGUUGCUUGCAGAUGGAUGGUGACCAAAGCUUCUUGGACACCAUUGGUUUUGGUUACACACAAACACAACCAGAUAGUCCAAUUGGAGAGCAGGCAACUCCAUCAACUCAGCAUCAUUCUGCAAUAACAGAGAAAGGAAAAUCCAACAAAGGAAAAAAUUGGUCUAGUGAUGAGGACAAGGUUCUCAUAGCAGCAUGGGCAAAUACAAGUUUGGAUAUUGUUGGGACAGAUCAAAACCGAGAUGCUUAUUGGGAUAGAAUUUCAGAGUACUACAACACACACAAGGAAUCAUCAUGGCCGGAGUGUAAUGCUAAUGCAAUCAAUGGCCGUUACACAACGAUUAACAGAGAGACCUCUAAAUUUUGUGGUUGCCUUCAGCAGAUUUUAAAUAGGCAAGAAAGUGGAAGGACUAUAGAAAAAAAGACAAACGAUGCACACAUUUUGUUCAAGGAAAUGGAUCUUAAAAAAAAGAAGCCUUUCACACUGAUGCAUUGCUAUGUAGAGUUUUCGAAGUAUCCAAAGUGGCAGACAAGAGAAGUUGAAAUUUCUCUUAAGAAACAAAAGAAGACCAUUGAUGCAAGUCCGGGCACAGCCACCAAUGAUCUGGGUGAUGCAUCCUCGGUACGUACUGAUGCUACCUCGAUACGCACUGAUGCUCUUGAACAUGAGAAAAGACCUGAUGGUGUGAAGAAGGAUAAGAGAGGUAAAGCUGAUGACAGUGCUUGCAAGCUGUCAUUAGAAACUGUGUGGGCAGCAAAGCUAGAGAAGGAUGAGAUCAAAGAGGCGGCAAGAAAUGCUCGCUACGCACAACAAUUGGAAUUGCGAAAAGAGGAGAUUGCACUCAGAAAGAAUGACGAUGCACGAAAUGAGAGGGAGGAUGCAUGGAGACAGUUUGAAUUAGAUGAGAGGGUCAUGCUCAUCGACACUAGUGGUAUGACUGAUGUGCUAAAGCAGUUCUACCAAGAUAAGCAGAAGGAGAUCCUUGCUCGCGGCCUAGGGUAAUGUGAACUAUAUGUUGUAGUUGUAAGAACUAUUUACUGCUUUCUACUAGUUGAGGACAUGGAUUACAUCACUCAUUGCAUAAAUAUUUUUUUUGA